Hemibagrus wyckioides is the source of this 2172-nucleotide messenger RNA. RefSeq names its product odd-skipped related transciption factor 2 (gene osr2). Gene Ontology annotation, molecular function: DNA-binding transcription factor activity, RNA polymerase II-specific; RNA polymerase II transcription regulatory region sequence-specific DNA binding. Bases 317 to 1255 code for a protein of 312 amino acids. Lineage: Eukaryota; Metazoa; Chordata; Actinopteri; Siluriformes; Bagridae. The record is from RefSeq and is a predicted model, not a curated record. Gene Ontology annotation, biological process: urogenital system development; regulation of transcription by RNA polymerase II; embryo development. Gene Ontology annotation, cellular component: nucleus. The transcript is spliced from 4 exons.
ACUCGUGAAAAGUGCUGGACUUGUUGCGCUUCACUCACUUGAAUCAAACUCGCAACCUAACUAAGAUCUCACACAACUUUCCAUUCAACAGUGUACAUAGCGAACCACUUGCGUUUAAACGUUCAAUCUUUUGUGUUCAGCUAAGUUAGGGAAAGUUGAUAUGGAAAAAUGUACGUGAUUAGAAGGGGCUUCACACCAGACUUUGUAUUGUUCUGACCACUAUGGAUUAUUGAGAAACGGCACUCACUGACCGCGACUGCUGGAAUCCAUAUCUGCUGGGACCUUUGGGAGAUUAUCUUUAGUGAUCGAUUGGAAAAUGGGGAGUAAGACUCUUCCGGCCCCCAUCCCACUGCAUCCGUCCCUCCACCUUUCCAACUACUCGUUCUUACAGGCAGCAAGUAGGCAUGCAUUAUCUCACCCCGCAGACCACCUUCAAGGACUCUAUGGCCUCAGGACGGUGCAGACAAUGCAAAUGAACCACUGGACUUUGGGCUACACUCACAUGCAGGGACUACAAUCAACCAUCACAGAAAUGUCAGCGGCGCAGGGCCUCGCGGAUCUUCGGUUCUCACUCCCUGCGUUACCGAUUACUGCACACUUCUUCCAUCCUAAACAAGGAACUAUAACUCAAGUAAUCCCGUCUCUACACAAAGAUAGACCCCGAUUUGACUUUGCUAACCUUGCCAUUGCGGCUACACAAGAGGACGAGUCUAAGACCGAUGACCUGUUAAAGCUCACAGCAGGUCUCGGAGGCCAGAGCUCAGACUUAAAUAAACUGUCACCACACAGAAAGCCCCCACGAGGGAGGCUACCGACAAAAACCAAAAAGGAAUUCAUAUGCAGAUUUUGUGGAAGAAAUUUUACGAAAUCCUACAACUUACUUAUACACGAGCGCACACACACAGACGAGAGGCCUUACACCUGCGACAUCUGCCAAAAAGCUUUUAGAAGACAGGACCACCUCCGUGAUCACCGAUACAUCCACUCCAAGGAGAAACCCUUCAAAUGUCAAGAGUGUGGCAAGGGAUUUUGUCAGUCACGGACUUUGGCAGUUCAUAAAACUUUACAUAUGCAGGAGUCUCCUCACAAAUGCCCCACAUGCGGAAGAACCUUUAAUCAAAGAAGUAAUCUGAAAACUCACCUUCUCACCCAUACAGACAUCAAGCCCUACUCCUGUGAGCGCUGCGGAAAGGUGUUUCGGCGCAACUGUGACCUGCGACGCCAUAGUUUGACACACACACUCCACCAGGACUAACAACUAGAAAAGGAAAAAAAACAAACCAAAUACUCCUGGCGUAUAUUUGUGGACUGAAUUAAUUCGACAGAACAUGAGAUGGAAAAAAUAUAGGAGGAGAACCUUUGUUAAAUUUUUACUACAUCUACAAAAGCGGUUACUGAAGAUGGCUGAAUGAAUAUAUUGUAUAAACCGUCAUAAACUGUGGAUGUUUUUUUUUUUUUUUUUUUUUUAAUGAAUGGUAGAAAUAAUGUUGCAAGUCAAGGUGCUUAUCUACUUCAUUGCAAUUCGCAAGAGAUUAUUAAAAAUUAAAAUCAGACUAACUAUUUCACCUAUCUAUUCUUUAUGUUGUUGUGAAAGCCUGGGACAGGAUUGUGAAUCCUUACCAUGUGCACUGUAAGCUCAGAUAAAAUCGGUGUGCGUAAAACUUAAAGUAACCCAGAAAAAAGUUCAGUAUUAAUGCACAAAAAUGUAUACGUUGAGGUGUACUUAGGGUACGAGAUUGCAUUGCAGUGAGUUUUAGGUACAACUUAACAUUGUAUGGUGGAAUACAUGAUAUUUUUUAGUAAGAACGUUAGGUUACUGCCACUGGAAAAUGAUUCAGAUCUUUUUACUUACCCAAACGAGACCGUUUUGUUUCAGGAUGGUGUUAAUUACGGUAGAAACAGUCUCAAUACAUACAAUUACUUCAAUUAUUCGUGUAUUAUUCCUGCGUGUAAUUGAAAGAGCACUUUCGAAAACGACACAUAGUUGAAUAAUCUAGGCUACAUAUUAGGUCUACUUCUAAUAAAGUUGUUUCUAAAAUCGCGUGUGUGUUUUCUUUUAGUUAACCUGAUAACCGAUUAUGUCAAGUACAUGCUAAAAUUAAAGUUAAUAGAACCAAACAUUUCAGCGGUUCGCUUGCUGAUAUAUUACCAUUUGAGGAGACACGUUUAUGU